This is a messenger RNA of Heterocephalus glaber (naked mole-rat), 1026 nucleotides long. The record is from RefSeq and is a predicted model, not a curated record. NCBI's taxonomy places the organism in Eukaryota, Metazoa, Chordata, Mammalia, Rodentia, Bathyergidae.
AUGGCACAAAACAAUGGAUACGGAGGGGCUGGGAAAAAACCGCUCGGCCCCGAAGCCUCGGGCAGAGCCGGGGCGGAGGGGCGGGGAGUUGAGACUACUUUUGCUCGGUCCCCGCCAGCCAGCGCCACCUCGCCAGCAGCGCGUUCCCCCCGGGCGGGCGGCCUCCGUCGGCCACAACGCGCUUCCCUUCUCGCAGCAACACACCCAGAGCGAGCCGACUCACCAGCCCUCGGGGUCUCGGCCGGAGCAGAGCUCCAGGGCGCCGCGGAGCGCGAGGAGGGGCAGAGAGCCCGCCCGCCAGCAGACCGCGCCGCGCCCCGGUCCCCGCCCGCCCGGCCUCCCGGCAGCCUGGCCGCAGGAGCCGAACCGGACCCUCGGCGGCGCCCUCCCCCUGGCCGUCCCGCAGCCCGCGCGCCGCAGGCCCGGCCCCGCGCGGUGAGAGCCCGCGCUCAGCUCCCAGCGCCGGGCUGCCGCUCUGCGCGCGGCCGGCUCCCAGGGCCCGGCGAGCCGGCGACAGCUCCCAGGAAGGCGGCGGCGGGCGCCUCCCAGGGCCCCGGCCCCGCGGGCCUCGCCCCGGCCGCGCCGGCUCGCGCUGUCAGGGCAAGCGGGGACUCCCCCUGCCGCCAGCCAUCCCGCCGUCCGACAGGCAGGAAGAGCCGACCGACAGCCGCCCUCAGCUUCGCCGGCCCAGGUUACCGUCACGAGCCCCGACUCCGCCAUCCCGUUCGCCUCCUUCCUCCUCCUCCUCUUCUUCAGGAGCGACGCUGCCCAACCGCCGCCCCCCGGCCGCCCCUCCCCCACUCGCCCCGCCCCUCCACACACUCCGGCUCGACCGCCCCGCCCCACCCCUCCGGCGCGGGCCGGCCACUCGCUGGGAAAGAAAAGCAGGCGGAGCCAGGCCCUGCGAAGCUGCCCAAUCACAGUGAGGCACUGGUGCCAGCUUCCUUCUCUCCGCCCUCUUCCUCUCCUCCGCAGCUCUACGCGGUCUCCCGCCCACUAGGCGCAGCUGGCUGGCCGGGCCACUGA